Messenger RNA from Homarus americanus (American lobster), 921 nucleotides. RefSeq names its product membrane frizzled-related protein-like. Lineage: Eukaryota; Metazoa; Arthropoda; Malacostraca; Decapoda; Nephropidae. The record is from RefSeq and is a predicted model, not a curated record. The coding region runs from base 171 to 788 and encodes 205 amino acids. The transcript has 7 exons.
UAUAUUAUAAAACACUUUCCUUGUUCUCAGGUUUCGAAGAUUUGAAGGAAGAGUUGAGGAGCGUACUGGGCGUCUACCAAGAUGAGGUGAACAACUACCAGACUCACGUAGAGUCCACCACCACCCAGAUUAACGCUGUAGAUACUGCCCAGAAUAACAGUAUAGAAGAAAUGAAGGAAGAGUUGAGGAGGCUGCAGGAAGUGCACGAGGAGGAGGUGAACAGCCUUAAGUCUCACAUCAACGCCCUUAGCACCCUCAUUAACAACAGUGUAGAGACUAUAAAUGAAGUAUUAGCGAGCAGGAUUGAUCACCAGCAGGAGGAGGCCAGCUCUAGCAGGUCACAGAUCAACUCUCUCACCACCCAGAUGAGAUCCAUGGAGAGGAAGGUUGAGCUAAACAGAUGGCUCACUCACAACGUCACAUAUUCCACUUCUUUCUCAUCCUGCAGUGGUCAUCAAGUGCUGACCACCAUGGUGGGGACUAUCGGCGUGACGACCACCGGGACCUACUCUAAUAAUGCCGACUGUUCAUGGCAAAUAAGUCUGGAACCUGGGACCAAAAUAUUAUUACGCUGGAGUUAUGUGGAGAUGGAAGGUUGCACUGACUUUGUGCAAGUGGCGGACGUUACUCGGUCAAAUGCACUAGUCUAUGGACAAAAGGUGUGUGGGUCUGUAGUUCCUCGAGACCAUAUCGUCAACAGUCAUAGUCUGAAGAUAACAUUCCACUCUGACCAUUCAGUUGUCUACCGAGGGUUUGCGAUGACUUAUGAAGCAGUGCCAACAAUAUAAGGUCUUCACCUAUAGGACUGCCACGUAACAACUUGUUUAUUUACUGUUUACCACAAACAUGUUUCUGGCUCUCAAGUGAAUUUGUUUUAACUCUAACAAGUUGUCAGUACCAGAAAAUAAGUCUCAACCUUUC